AUGGCCAAAGCAUCAAAAUCUGCUCCCCCAGCUGUCGCUGCCAAAGACAAUGCUGAUAAAAAGGCAUUGAAAAAGUCCAAAAAGGACGGUGAGAAGGUAGCUUCCGCCCCCGCCCCCGUCAAGGAGGAGAAAAAGUCAAAGAAGUCAAAGAAAGCCAAGACCCCUACUCCCCCUCCACCUCCUUCCGAGAGCUCUAGCUCUGAAUCUGAAUCUGAGGAGGAGUCCUCCGAUGAGGAUUCUUCUGACGAUGAGGAAGAGGCCAAGCCUGCUGCCCCUGCCCCUGCUGCUGCUGCUGCCGCCGCUGAGGAGUCAUCUGACGAAGACUCAUCCGACGACUCUGAUUCCGAGUCCGAAGAGGAGGCCAAGCCCGCUGCCAAGGCUGAGGAGAAAGUAGAAGCUAAGAAAGACGAGUCAUCCGACGAAGACUCUUCCGACGACAGUGACUCUGAAUCUGAGGACGAGGAAGAGGUCAAGGAGGAGCCCAAGACUAACGGCAAGCGAAAGGCUGCUGACGAAGAGGAGGCUGCUGCCCCCGCUCCUGCUAAGAAAGCUCGAGCCGAAGAUGACGAGGAGGCCUCAACAAACGUUUUUGUUGGUCAACUCUCUUGGAACGUUGACAACGACUGGCUCAAAUCAGAGUUUGAGGACUGUGGUGAAGUUGUCUCUGCCCGAGUUGUCUUCGACCGAGACUCACAACGAUCAAGAGGUUUCGGUUACGUCGAGUUCACCGACCUUGAAAGUUCCGCUAAAGCUAUCGACAAGAACGGUCACGAAGUUGAUGGUCGAGCUAUCCGAGUCAACUAUGCUACUCAACGAAACCCCGCACAAGCUUCCGAGAAACGAGCUCAAGCUUUCGGUGACAAACAAUCUCCCCCUGCUGAAACCCUUUUCAUCGGAUCAUUAUCCUUCUCCAUCACUGAAGACCAAAUCUACGAGGCUUUCGGUGAACACGGUGAUGUUCAAAGCGUUCGAUUGGUCACCGACCGAGAGACUGGUGCUCCCAAAGGUUUCGGUUACGUUCAAUUCGGCGAAGUUGACCAAGCUACUGCCGCUCUCAACGCCUUAAACGGUCAAUCCAUUGCUGGCCGACCUAUCCGAGUUGAUUACGCUCCCCCUAAGAGAGAUGACGGUGGACGAGGUGGUUUCGGUGGCGGCCGAGGUGGUGAUCGAGGAGGACGAGGAGGAGGUCGAGGUGGUGGACGAGGUGGAUUUGGUGGUGACCGAGGAGGACGAGGUGGUGGACGAGGUGGCUUCAACGACCGAGGUGGACGAGGUGGUGGUCGAGGACGAGGUGGUCCUCCCCGAGGUGGUGCCCGAACUGGUGGUAUCGUCAAGGCCGAGGGUUCAAAGGUUACCUUCGAUUAA
Molecule: messenger RNA, 1365 nt
Organism: Kwoniella shivajii
Lineage: Eukaryota; Fungi; Basidiomycota; Tremellomycetes; Tremellales; Cryptococcaceae
Exons: 6
Coding region: 1-1365 (454 amino acids)
Molecular function (GO): mRNA binding
Source: RefSeq, a predicted model, not a curated record